Messenger RNA from Pocillopora damicornis (cauliflower coral), 2328 nucleotides. RefSeq lists its product as uncharacterized. The record is from RefSeq and is a predicted model, not a curated record. Lineage: Eukaryota; Metazoa; Cnidaria; Anthozoa; Scleractinia; Pocilloporidae. Gene Ontology annotation, molecular function: protein binding.
AUGGCGUGGCAUCGUAAUGCAGCGAAGGAAAGAAAUCCACAAGUGGCUAAAGUGAUUCAAGUGCCAGCCGGAUCAAACUACCACCCUUUUCAACGUGCUCUACUAUCCAUAGGGUUUACGGAAAUAUCUGAGAGGAUUUUUAUGCCCUGUCUGACAGGGACAUUUUCAAACUUUUUUGAGGAAGAAAUCCAAAAGUGCGUGGAGUGUCCUCCUGGUGGAUUUUACUCAGAUACACUUGGCUACGUGGCAGAAGGCUGUAAAAAAUGUCCCAAAGGUUCCUAUGUCGCUUACAACAAAAGGCCAGGAAAAUCAGUUUUAGAUUGCAAGGCAUGUCCCCUCGGUAAAGAAAAUGAUGUCAAUUAUGUUGGAACGGAAAGUGACUUUUUCGCUGGAUAUCGUGCUUGUCAGUGUUUGAAAGAACACUAUCGAACCCAUCUAUUUCACGGAUGUUACAAAUGUAACCAGAAAAGUGGACUGAUAUGUCAGGAUGAUUAUGCUUCAUUGAAACGUGGUCAUUGGUGGCACUGGCGUAACGAAUCGUACAAAUAUCGCUACAAAGAUUUCAUAAAGAAUCUUUUGGCGUCAUUACCAGCUCUCGAUGAAUUCUCCGUGCAGUAUCCUCAUCCGAUUCCGACGCCGUAUAAGUGUCCAGUGGAAGACUCCUGCAAAGGUGGUUUGGAUUCAGAAUGCGCACUUGGAUACGAGGGCCCUCUUUGUGCAGUUUGCAGCUCAGGAUACUACAAGCAGUUAAAACCCUGCAUCAAAUGUCCUUCAAAGCCGUGGAUUGUGGGACAGAUGUCGGUGAUUGCUGCGAUAGUAUUUUUAAUAAUUGCUUUUGCCGUGUGGAAGAGAAGGCAGAAGAGUGGGAGGACAAGAGGACAAUUUUUAAUAGACACGAUCCUGUCCAAACUAAAGAUCGUCAUCGGCUUUUAUCAGGUUACGCAUGGCCUGCUCGAAGCAUUUUCUUAUAUUAAAUGGCCAGAUUCGCUUCAGGAUGUAGCAAAGUAUUCGGGGAUACUGCAAAUGAAUUUUCUUCAGGUUUCUCCUAUUCAUUGUCUUUCCUCAGGAUUGUCGAUGAACGCCUUCGGAGAUCUGUCAUUAAUUCUUUCAAUUAAUGCCACUGUCAUCGCCCUAUCUUUUCUGGUUUAUGGUUUUCGUAAAGUAUGUAUCAUCAGAAACGGAAGCUUGGAAAAUGAAGAACGGCUGAACAAGAUAUCACAGACCAAAGAACUUGUGUGCAGAAAUUUGUUUUUCUUCCUAUAUGUUACUUACCUGAGUACUUGCACAAAGACAGCUAAUGUUUUACCAUUCGCGUGCAGGAAACUCUGCAGCGAUGAAAAUGAAGAUUCAUGCAACGAAUACCUAAAAGCCGACUACAGCAUCAAGUGUCAUGGACCAAUGUAUAGCCAAUUCGAAACUGUUGCCUACAUUUCAACUGCUUACAUCUUUGCAUUACCAACCGCCUCACUCAUCGCUCUUUGGAGACAUCGAAAAGCACUACUGACAUCAACAGCUGGUGAACCGGCCUAUGAUUCAGAGGCAGUUGCAGGAUUGCGCUUCCUUUUCGAAAACUAUAAAUCUCGUUCGUGGUAUUGGGAACUAGUCGAAACGUCGCGCAAAAUAAUCCUUACAUCAGUCCUCAUCCUAGUGGGACAAGAGAGCAGGUCGUACAUUGGCUUGGCAUGGGUCGUCGCCGGAAUGUACGGAGUCCUUUUCUCCUGGAUUAAACCCAUACAGGACUCGUUCGAAAACAGGUUGAUGACGACGUCCCUCGCCGUCACCGUUGUGAAUUUGGGUGUGGGAGCAGUGAGCAGGAUUCCGGUUGAGAAUGUUUCAAAGGAUUUCGACAUAAACACUGAUACCCUGGCAAUGAAGAUCUUGAUACUUGGAGCGAAUUCUCUCGUCCUUGGUCUUCUUGUUGUCCAGUAUUUGGUAUAUUUGCACCAGUACUUCAAUGAAUGGCGAAAAAACCCGCAAUGGUCUUUCUCGUGCUGCCUGGCUCUGCUUCUUCCUCUAAAUGACAUGCAGGGAGACGUUCAAGGUGUGGUUGGUACGAAUAUCCUUGACAACCAGUUAGAAACAGGAAUGAUGGACAAACCGUCCAUUGCUGAUUGCGUUCAAGAUAGCGGAGCUCUAAGUUUCGCUCUAGCCCCUGCAGAAGGCGAAGGCGAUGAUGUUGCUCAUUUGGAAUCACAGGAGCAAAUCCGUAUUGGUGCGAGUAAGCGUACCCUGGUAAAAUCUAAUCGUGGGACACAAACGGACUUGUUUAUGCCAUCAGCGUAUGUUGUCGCUGCACAACAAUCAUUUGAGGACACGUAUAUGUGGUAG